CCGGAGGAGCUUGGAAUGUUCAAAACCUAUCCACAUUCCAUUUCUACAGGCGUGAAAAACCGCAAAACAGAAGUAGAACUCUGUGAGAUGGCAGACUUGAUUGUGGGAGUUGGACCCAAGUUGUGCGAGGCAUGUCGCAGAUACCUUCAUUCGUAUAAGAAAGAUGAAAGUAUCCUUGACAUCACCCCUGGCGUUUUUGAUGAAUUUGUGAGUAUUAAACACGUCGAUAAAAAAAUGAAACAAUGUCGUAUUCUAGUGUUUGGCCGAGGAGAUGCCGAAGACUUCAAGUUGAAAGGUUUCGAUAUAGCAGCCAAAGCUGUUGCUAAGGUUGAAGACGCUAGUCUAAUUUUCGUUGGUGCUCCGGAAGGAAAACACGAAGAAAUAGCCAAACGUUUUCUCGAAUGCGGUGCGCCUGCCGGCCGCCUUACUGUGAGAAGCUUUGAGAAAAACCGCGAGAGUCUGAAACACUUGUUUUGCGAAGUGGAUCUAGUGCUUAUGCCAUCAAGGACUGAGGGUUUUGGCCUAACUGGUUUGGAAGCUUUAUCAGCUGGUCUCCCUGUGCUUGUCAGUAAAAACUCAGGGUUUGGAGAAGCCCUGAAUGAAGUACCAUUUGGUGCAGCGUAUGUGAUUGAUUCAGAAGAUUCCAAGGUAUGGGCUGAAGAGAUCAAGAAAGUCCGGAAGAAAAAAAGACAGACGCAACUACAGGAGGCUGAUGCACUCCGCUCCUCAUACGGAAAGAAAUACAGCUGGGCUGAGCAAAUUCAAGCUUUCGUAACUGAGAUGAUCAACAUUGUUAAUGAUGCUUCUGUUUGUGAGGUGAGCGGAACCCAACAUCAACACCAAUCAUCAGGUUUAUCCCUUCCCCAGGUUGCGCAAAAGGAUGAUGAUCAGCACACAGCUACGAAAAUCUUUCAUGAUCUGCAACAAUUGAAUUCUAAACAACCAACGCACAAGGAAAGUGAACUGUUGUUGGAGCUGCAGAAAACUGCUGAAGACAAAGGAUUUGUUAUUUGUGACAAUCCAGCAUCUGGAAACUGCAUGUUCUAUACAUUGUCUGAACAACUGCAACACGUGAAAGGAAUCAACAUCUCACACAAAGAAAUAAGGAAGGAAUUAGUUCGGUUCCUAGAAAACUUUCCCAACCUGCCCGAUGGAACAGAGCUGUUCAAGUUUGUCCACGGAUAUCCAUCAUGGUCUGAUUACCUGAGAAUAAUGGCCCAAGACGGCACCUGGGGUGAUCACGUGAUCCUUCAUACUGCAGCAAACUGCUACAAGAUUCGUAUUCGUGUGAUCAGUAGCCUUGGCUGUGAUGUCAUGAUCAGUCCGAAUCAUUCCGAUGUUGUCAACACCAAUACACUUGUGGUUGGUCACAUUCACGAAAAGCACUAUGUAAGCCUUCGACUCAAACAAGAUAUUCCUGAGCCUUGCGAGUUGAUUGAGAGGAUUCGUCAGCUGUACAAAAUACGUGAAGAACAACUCCUGCCAGUCCCUUGGUGCGAAGAUUUCAGUUUUAAACUGAACGAGAUUUUCACCAGGCUUAGAAUUGUACGCAAAGAUAAGACUAGAGGAGAAAUGAAGGAGGAGAUCACAAACAUGACAGCUAUCUUCAAAACACAUGAAGAAUGCGAAGGGAAGAAGACUGCACCCCCCACUGCGCCACGGACUGCACUUCUGACUGUACCCCGGACUGUUUUGAUCGAAGGGGAUCCAGGUAUGGGAAAAACAACCUACUGUCAGAAGCUGGCCUACGACUGGGCAACUUCACGAGAACACUGGGACAAGUCCUUCCCAAUGAUUGCUCUACUUUUACUGCUAAGGUGCCACGAAAUCAAAUCUAACCUUUGGAAAGCAAUUGAUGAGCAACUUCUUCCUGAUGACAUCGACGAAGAAAGUAAACAAAACCUUUUCAAGUUCAUUCAUGAGAAUCAGUCCAGGGUUUUGUUUGUUUUUGAUGGCUUAGACGAAGCUGACCUUGGUAAAAUAGACCUUUUUAUCAGUCUCACUCAAGGAAAACAACUCCCCAAAUGCCUUUUUGUUUUCACUUCUCGUCAUGAAUCUGGGAUGAAAAUGAGGCGCUACUGUGACAAUCUGUGGGAGAUUGUGGGAUUCACACAAGAAGACGCCAAACAUUUUAUUUACAAGUACUUUCGAAACAUGGAACACUUGGCUGAGAGACUUUUUAAAGAGAUUAGGUCAAGAUCAGAAUUACGCCAACUGAUAUCAAAUCCUCUUAACACCGCACUAUUGUGCAUUCUUUGUGAAGAUUUUAAAGAAGCCUUUCCAAAGAGCAGAACUCAAUUGUACAUUGAAAUCGUAAAGUGUGUCUUGAGAAGAUAUGAAGAAAAGAAAGGAUUUUCCAGCAACAAUGAAGAUUUGAUUGAAUUUUACGAAGAGGAACUCAGAAGCUUGGGGAGUAUAGCGUUACAAUCUCUUCUUAAGGGUGAGCUAUAUAUCGAAGAAAGCAAAGUAAAUGCUAACAAUAUUAAUGCUGUAAAGAAGUUUGGAUUUCUAUCAGUUCAGUCUGGAAGCCGUAAGAGAGAUCCUUGCUUUCGUUAUAGCUUUCUGCACAAGAGCUUUCAAGAGUUCUUUGCCGGUUUUCACCUUGCUUUAAAGAUUGUCAGAGAAGAAGAUGAAGCAGAAAUCAAAAUCUUAGAUAAAAGAUUUCUGGGUGAGCUGCAUCAGGUGUUUUUGUACAUAUGUGGAGUUGUUGCUAUGCAAUCCGAGGAAACUGCGAGGCGUCUCUUGCGGAAACUUACCACUCAUGUAAAUAUGUUAAGUGCGGCAUCUCAAAGAGUUAGUAGAAACAUAGAAUUGGCAUUUUUUUUAGUAGAUGAAUGUGUAAAAUGUAAGGAAAGCCUUCAGUCCCAGUUGCUUCAUGAGUUUGGGGCUCACCUCCAGCUCAAGGCUUGCACGUUAAGAAUGAUGCCGCAAUUCUUUUUUUUUUUUGAAAGUCUUAAAUCCAAUACCUUUUUAACUUAUUUAAACCUAGCUUGUCCUACUUCUGAAGAGGUUGUCAACGACCCAGACACUAUUUCAUCGGUUCGUUUGACAUGGGUUUCGAUUGGUGUUGCUUCUCUCUCUCAGGCUCUUUCAGUCAAUAAUACAUUGACUCAUUUGAACUUGAAAUGUGCUAUGGUCCGUGAUUCUGGUGUUGAUUCUCUCUCUGAGGCUCUUUCAUCCAAUACUGCAUUGACUCAUUUGUACUUGAAUAGAAAUAUGAUUGGUGAUUCUGGUGCAUCUUUUCUCUCUCGUGCUCUUUCAGACAAUACUACAUUGGCUCAUUUGAACUUAGAUAGAAAUGCGAUUGGUGCUUCUGGUGCUGCUUCUCUUUCCCAGGCCCUUUCAGUCAACAGCAGUUUGGUUUAUUUGAAUUUGGACAGGAAUUUUCUCGGUGAUUCUGGUGCUGCUUCUCUCUCUCAGGCCUUUUCAGCCAAUACUACAUUGGCUCAUUUGAACUUGGGUAGAAAUGCGAUUGGUGCUUCUGGUGCAGCUUCUCUCUCCCAGGCCCUUUCAGUCAACAGCAGUUUGGUUGAUUUGAAUUUGGAAAGGAAUUUUCUCGGUACUUCUGGUGCUGCUUCUCUCUCUCAGGCCCUUUCAGUCAAUAGCAGUUUGGUUGAUUUGAAUUUGGAAAGGAAUUUUCUCGGUACUUCUGGUGCUGCUUCUCUCUCUCAGGCCCUUUCAGUCAAUAGAAGUUUGACUGAUUUGAAUUUGCGUGAUAAUAAGAUUGGUGAUUCUGGUGCUUAUUUUCUCUCUCGUGCUCUUUCAGUCGAAACAACAUUGGCUCAUUUGAACUUGGGUAGAAAUGAGAUUGGUGCUUCUGGUGCUGCUUCUCUCUUCCAGGCCCUUUCAGUCAACAGCAGUUUGGUUGAUUUGAAUUUGGAAAGGAAUUUUCUCGGUGAUUCUGAUGCUGCUUCUCUCUCUCAGGCCCUUUCAGUCAAUACUACAUUGGCUCAUUUGAACUUGGGUAGAAAUGAGAUUGGUGCUUCUGGUGCUGCUUCUCUCUCCCAGGCCCUUUCAGUCAACAGCAGUUUGGUUGAUUUGAAUUUGGAAUGGAAUUUUCUCGGUGAUUCUGGUGCUGCUUCUCUCUCUCAGGCCUUUUCUGUCACUACUACAUCGACUCGUUUGAAUUUGUGUGGCAAUGAGAUUGGUGAUUCUGAUGCUGCUUCUCUCUCUCAGGCCCUUUCAGUCAAUAGCAGUUUGACUGAUUUGAAUUUGCGUGAUAAUAAGAUUGGUGAUUCUGGUGCUGCUUCUCUCUCUCAGGCCCUUUCAGACAAUAGCAGUUUGACUGAUUUGAAUUUGCGUGAUAAUAAGAUUGGUGAUUCUGGUGCUGCUUCUCUCUCUCAGGCCCUUUCAGUCAAUAGCAGUUUGACUGAUUUGAAUUUGCGUCAUAAUAAGAUUGGUGAUUCUGGUGCUGCUUCUCUCUCUCAGGCCCUUUCAGUCAAUAGCAGUUUGACUGAUUUGAAUUUGCGUGAUAAUAAGAUUGGUCAUUCUGGUGCUGCUUCUCUCUCUCAGGCCCUUUCAGUCAAUAGCAGUUUGACUAAUUUGAAUUUGUGUGAUAAUAAAAUUGGUGAUUCUGGUGCUGCUUCUCUCUCUCAGGCCCUUUCAGUCAAUAGCAGUUUGACUGAUUUGAAUUUGCGUGGUAAUAACAUUGGUGAAUCUGGUGCUGCUUCUCUCUCUCAGGCUCUUUUAGUCAAUACUACAUUGACUAAUUUAAACUUGGAUAUAAAUUGGAUUAGUGCUCCUGUUGCUACUUUUCUCUCACAGACCCUUUCAGUCAACAGCAGUUCGGGCUGAUUUGAAUUUGGAAAGGAAUUUUCUCGGUGCUUCUGGUGCUGCUUCUCUCUCUCUCUCUCUCUCAGGCCCUAUCAGUCAAUAGCAGUUUGACUGAUUUGAAUUUGUGUUAUAAUGAGAUUGGUGAUUUAUGUACUGCCUCUUUCUCUCAAGCCCUUUCAG
Messenger RNA from Pocillopora verrucosa, 4953 nucleotides. Lineage: Eukaryota; Metazoa; Cnidaria; Anthozoa; Scleractinia; Pocilloporidae. The record is from RefSeq and is a predicted model, not a curated record.